UAAGAGCAUACGGAAAUGUAUUUUAUGAAACAAAGUGCAGGACUGUUAAUAAUUUUACACAUCUUAGUUAUGACUUUAGGUGCACGAGAAUUGGAAGUUGAACAUUUAACUAGAAGUGUUGACUCAGAUAUAAUUGAAUCUGUUUCACAUGAGGAAGUGAAUAGUGAUGAAAGUUUUGAAAGUGAUGAUCUUGAUAUGAUUAACGAUAAAGACAUUGUAUCUCUGUUAGAAGAAAAAUACAAAUUCGUGAAUGACAAUACAUCCACUAGGUACCAGAUUAGAAACGAUGAAAGAGCUAUUCCUGUGUUCCCAGAGUCAAAGAGCGAACGCAAACUGGCGUGGGCGUUUCGCACCUACGCGGUGCGUCGAAUAGUCGGUGGCAUGGAGACCAGCAUCAGUAUGUAUCCGUACAACGUCGCUAUAUCAAGGAAUGGCAAACACUGGUGUGGAGGCUCCAUCAUUGAUGAACAGUGGGUUCUAACUGCUGGACAUUGCUUGGAGUCGGCUCAUGAUGGAGAUAAAAGGAAACUCCUCCCAUUUAUAAUUCGAGCGGGGAGCUCGUUUCACAAUCGCGGGGGAUAUCAAGCUAGAGUAAACAAGGUUUUCUUCCCCACGAAUUAUACGCCAGGCAAUGCAGACUACGAUUUCUCCUUGCUCCGCCUAGACCGGCCUAUGCCUAUAGGUCGAAACAUAGCAGUUCUGAACCUUCCUACGGAAGAAUAUUCGAUACAGCCCGAUGACGUACUUAUUGUAACGGGAUGGGGAAGUACCCAUGAAACCGGGAUUGGCAAUAUCCCGGAGCGAGUGCGUUUUGUGCCCGUGCCAGUGAUGAAAUUGGAAGAAUGUCAGAAGGCUUACAGGUUCUAUAUCACGCAGAGGAUGCUAUGUGCAGGAUAUGCUACAGGAGGAAAAGAUGCUUGUAAUCACGAUUCUGGUGGGCCAGCAGUCCGCGACGGUGUCCUACUAGGAAUAGUCUCAUUUGGUGGUAAAAAAUGUGGAGAUCCAAGGUCGCCAGGUGUGUACAGUAGAGUGACUGAAAUGACACACUGGGUGGAGACUACGGUCAAUAACAACGAGGCCUGGAAUGUUCCUGAACUAAAGGCAAAAAUAGAAAAAGCCAGGCAGAGAGAGCGUGAGUUGCAGAAAUUCAAGGCGAGAGUAGAAGAGAAAAAGAAUAACAUUAAGAGCUGGCUUCGAGAGACGCUAAAAUCCUCGUCCUUUCUGGAAUUGGCCAAGAAGAAACUGAUAGAGGCCGGGUUUCAUUUCAGAAGAAAUUACAGAAGUUUCGAUAAUUCAGAAACUAUUAUUGACGAUGAUACUUUGGAUGAACUGAAUUUGUCUAAUCUUAUUAAUGAGAGGAUUUUAGAUGAGGAUUCAGAAAGAAAUGAAGCAGAGCUGCUUUUAAGAACUUUAGCGAUGGAAGAAGUAAUAUUCAAUGGGGAAAGCAAGGAAAAAUCUACUUCUAGGGAUUCUGUUGGCAGUGAGAAGGAUAUGGAGACUAUUGUAGCGUAUUUAUAG
Molecule: messenger RNA, 1518 nt
Organism: Pararge aegeria (speckled wood butterfly)
Lineage: Eukaryota; Metazoa; Arthropoda; Insecta; Lepidoptera; Nymphalidae
Product: serine protease 55-like
Exons: 7
Coding region: 16-1518 (500 amino acids)
Biological process (GO): proteolysis
Molecular function (GO): serine-type endopeptidase activity
Source: RefSeq, a predicted model, not a curated record